CGGAAGGUGGGUUACAUUUGCUUUCCCGAAAAGUGCGAAGAGAAUUACAAAUGGAUUGGCAGCCAACGCUCAACUUUUCCAAGCAGCAGACAAAUCCGGUGGUCAAUUGAUCAGCGACGUUAAACAGUAAAGAUGGCCACAAUAACAGAAAUCGCGGCUCCGGCCCCCGAGACCUACAAGCUGGAGCUUCACUCGGCCUACGGCCCGGUCUACCGGGACGUGCUCCGCACCCCGGCCAGGGAUUGCACCUCGUCCGAAGUGCCCGUGAUCGACCUCACCAACAUCAACGGCACGGACGACCAGCGCCGAGCACUAGCCGAGACGGUCAGGGAGGCGGCCGAAAACACGGGAUUCUUCUACAUCAAGAACCACGGCAUCCCGGAGAGCACCAUCGGCGCCGCCUUUGCGCAGGCCCAUGCCUUUUUCACGCAGCCGGCGGAGCUCAAGGAGCUCGUCUCGCGCGACAGGUCAAAGUUCUUCAGCGGCUGGACCAAGAGGCACGGCAUCCAGAUCGCGCCCACGGACAAGCCCGACAACCGUGAGGGGUUCAGCUUCCGCUACGACCCGAGCCACGACCCCGAGACCAAGGACCCCGCCGCGGUGCCGGAGGACGUCGCAAGGUGGCUCAAGGUCGAGGACUUUAUGUGGCAGGGAACUGCUCAUCUGCCGAAUUUCAAGCGUGACCUGGUGACGUACUGGCAAGAGUGUGUUACGCUCUCGAGACGCAUGAUCAAGAUCUUUGCCAGGGCGCUGGACGUUGAUGAGAAUUACUUUGAUGAUGUGGUCACCUAUCCGGGAAGUGACAGCGUCUUCAACUACUACCCCAAGAACGAAGGCUCGGCAGACGCCGUCGACAUAGGACUGGGUGCCCACACGGAUCUGCAGUGCUUCACCUUUCUGUGGCAAGACGACGUCGGCGGGCUACAGGUCCUGACCAACGAGGGUCAAUGGGUCAAGGUCCCUCCCGUCGAGGGCACCUUUGUGGUCAACAUUGGCGACUUUCUGCAGCGCGUGUCCAACGACCGCUUCAAGUCGACGGUGCACCGAGUCUACAACCACGCCCCCAAGGACCGCAUCUCGAUGCCCUUCUUCUUUGGCUUCAACCACAAUGCCCAGUGUUCCGUGCUGCCGACCUGCACGAGCGAGACGAACCCGGCAAAGUACGAGCCUAUAAGCUGUGGAGAGUGGUGCCGCUUGAGAUUUGAAAAGACAUAUAGCCAUUCCCAAGAGAAGAAAUAAACAAGUUGGCUUGACAUAAAACCGUUUCAACACUGUAGAAAUGCUCCAAUGUCAUGCAUUAAAUGGCGUUGCCGCGUUGAUGGCAUGAAGUUUGCGUGGCAUGAUCACAAAGUAAACCACCAAGAAUAUCAGUACGAUGAUAAAACGAGCGAUUUACGAAAUAGCCUGGCCAAUCCUAGGGACCACGCAUGUCUGCAAAAAGUAGAAAUACUUGGGGGC
Molecule: messenger RNA, 1458 nt
Organism: Pyricularia oryzae 70-15
Lineage: Eukaryota; Fungi; Ascomycota; Sordariomycetes; Magnaporthales; Pyriculariaceae
Product: naringenin,2-oxoglutarate 3-dioxygenase
Exons: 3
Coding region: 133-1239 (368 amino acids)
Source: RefSeq, a predicted model, not a curated record